This is a messenger RNA of Trifolium pratense (red clover), 543 nucleotides long. RefSeq names its product cinnamoyl-CoA reductase 1-like. Gene Ontology annotation, molecular function: oxidoreductase activity, acting on the CH-OH group of donors, NAD or NADP as acceptor. The transcript has 2 exons. Bases 154 to 543 code for a protein of 129 amino acids. The record is from RefSeq and is a predicted model, not a curated record. NCBI's taxonomy places the organism in Eukaryota, Viridiplantae, Streptophyta, Magnoliopsida, Fabales, Fabaceae.
CACACGACACGAACAUCUCUGGAAUUUUCUGAAAUAUUACUACUAGUAUUUAUUAGUAUUAUGUGAAUUAAAUAAAUUUAUGUGAAUAUUCAGACUUCAGAGUUGUCUUUGUCGUUUUGAGAUUUUUUGAGAGUAAAAGAAGAGGAGGUGAUAAUGGCAACAAACGGGGGUGCUAAUAAGAAGGUUUGUGUAACUGGGGCUGGAGGGUUUGUAGCAUCAUGGCUUGUUAAGCUUCUUCUUGCCAAAGGUUACUCUGUCCAUGGAACUGUCAGACAACCUGGUAGUAAGAAAUAUGAACACUUGCUUAAACUCGAGAGAGCUUCUGAGAACCUUACACUUUUCGAAGCAGAUAUCUUGAAUUAUGAAUCUGUUUACAAAGCAAUUGUCGGAUGCACUGCUGUCUUCCAUGUUGCAAGCCCUGUACCUUCAACAGUUGUACCAAAUCCUGAGGUAACCAAAACAUAUUUCGAAUCUUCUUCUCUUGUUUUCGGUGUAUGUUUGGUUCCACUUUAUGAGGAGGCAAAAUUGAUUCAAGAUGUGUAG